Triplophysa dalaica is the source of this 2956-nucleotide messenger RNA. RefSeq names its product activin receptor type-1-like. NCBI's taxonomy places the organism in Eukaryota, Metazoa, Chordata, Actinopteri, Cypriniformes, Nemacheilidae. The record is from RefSeq and is a predicted model, not a curated record. Gene Ontology annotation, biological process: dorsal/ventral pattern formation; heart development; transforming growth factor beta receptor signaling pathway. The transcript is spliced from 12 exons. Gene Ontology annotation, cellular component: BMP receptor complex; plasma membrane. The coding region runs from base 215 to 2233 and encodes 672 amino acids. Gene Ontology annotation, molecular function: ATP binding; transforming growth factor beta receptor activity, type I; SMAD binding.
CCGGUCCCAAACACCCGACGCCCGCAAAAUGCAGGAAAACAGGAAGGAGCCAUUGCGAGUCUGGUUCAAUGGUAAGCAAUACACGAGAAGUUGAUGUACGUUAGUGUAUAGAUGUGAAAAGAGAAUGCGCGCUGAUCGGAACCGGACAGCAGCGAGGUCACAGACGUACACGUUAUAUCUUCCAGCUGUUCGCAGCACGUUGUGAAGGUCUAUAAUGUUGAGUGGUGUGAUGAUUUUGCUGUUGGGGAUGGCAUUGUCUUCACCUGUUGACCAUAUAAAAGAUAAUGGCACCGUUGGGGAUGUGGAAUGUGUAUGUGACGGGGUCUCAUGUGGUGAUGUGCAGCGCUGUUUUGGCCAGCAGUGUUUCUCUUCAUUUUCUGUCCGAAACGGAACGGCCUUUCAGGAGAAAGGGUGCAUUGUGGGUAGUGAGGAACGGACGAUACGCUGUGGAAGCUCCCUCUCUUCGCUUUCUGUGGACACGGUGCAGUGUUGCCAGGGAACAUUGUGUAAUAAGAAUGUUUCCAUGGAGAUGCCAAGCACAGAGGUGGCUGUAUUCUCCCUUCCAUCUGUGCACCAGUGUGUGUGUGAGGGGUGUGUAAGUGGGACGUGUUGGGGUGAACAGUGCUACGCCUCUCUAAGGAUGAGAGAGAGCGCACUGCACUCUCAAAAGGGCUGUUUUAAUAAGACCACCUGCGACGCACCUGCAGACAGCGUCAUCAGCUGCUGUACUGGACACCUGUGUAAUGCCAACAUCACUGUAGAGGCCCUUGCUAAAGACGAGAAGUUGAAGAUGGUGCCAACAGAGUAUGAGUGCAUGUGUGAGGGCCGCUCAUGUGUCACAGGGGAUCGCUGUAUGGGACAGCAAUGUUUUUCCUCUCUGACUCUAAGUGAUGGGACACCCGUGUCUCAAAAGGGCUGUUUCAAGAAGUAUGAGCAGGGUAGGAUGACUUGCAAAACUCCACCAUCACCUGACCAGAUCGUGGAGUGCUGUCAGGCUCAUCUGUGCAACAUGAACCUUACUGUGGCACUUCCUGUACGAGUGUUGGAGGGCCCUAAGUACAGUAUGACAACUUUGGUGACUGUGGUUGUGGCUCCAGUUAUUGUUUUAAUAUUCCUGUCUGCUGUGGCCAUCCUGAUCUUCCGUCAUAUCCACCAUCACCAGAUGGAGCGUCUGACAGCGCAUGAUGCAGAAUAUGGCACCAUCGAUGGUCUCAUUGCGUCUAAUGUGGGAGACAGCACACUUGCGGAUCUGUUGGACCAUUCAUGUACAUCCGGAAGUGGCUCCGGACUGCCGUUUCUGGUGCAGAGGACAGUAGCUAGACAGAUUACCCUAAACGAGUGUGUGGGUAAGGGACGGUACGGAGAGGUAUGGAGGGGUCAGUGGCAGGGGGAGAGCGUGGCUGUGAAAAUCUUCUCAUCGAGAGAUGAGAAAUCCUGGUUUAGAGAGACAGAAAUCUACAACACCGUGCUGCUGCGACAUGAGAACAUUCUUGGCUUCAUUGCGUCGGAUAUGACGUCACGUAAUUCCAGCACACAGUUAUGGCUGAUCACACACUAUCAUGAGAUGGGCUCGCUCUAUGAUUACCUGCAAAUCAGCAUGCUUGAUGCUCCUGCUUGCCUGCGGAUGGCACUGUCCAUUGCCAGUGGCCUUUCCCAUCUGCAUGUGGAGAUCUUUGGCACUCAGGGAAAACCAGCUAUUGCCCACAGAGACCUGAAAAGCAAGAACAUCUUGGUAUACAAGAACGGGCAGUGUUGUAUUGCUGACCUCGGUCUGGCUGUGAUGCAUUUUCAAGACACAAAUGAGCUGGACGUGGGCAACAACCCUAAAGUUGGGACCAAGCGCUACAUGGCUCCUGAGGUUCUAGACGACUCCAUUCAGAUGGAUUGCUUCGAGUCUUACAAACGAGUUGAUAUCUGGGCCUUUGGCCUUGUGCUGUGGGAGAUUGCUAGAAGAACAGUUAGCAACGGUAUUGUAGAAGAAUAUAAGCCACCAUUCCAUGAUGUAGUGCCAAGCGACCCCAGCUUUGAGGAUAUGAAAAAGGUGAUAUGCACAGACCAACAGAGACCCAACAUCCCAAACAGAUGGUUCUCAGAUCCUACCCUCACAUCAAUUUCUAAACUUAUGAAGGAAUGUUGGUAUCAGAGCCCAUCAGCAAGACUCACAGCAUUACGCAUCAAAAAGACUCUGUCAAAAAUGGAUAACUCUCUGGACAAAAUAAAAGCGGACAUUUGAACUGCUUCCACAGGGAAGACCCUUUAGGCCUUUACCCCGCUCAGCUGACGUUGUCUUUGGAAGAACGGCUGGAACAAAGGACCCUCUAAGCUUUGUGCUCUUAUAGAGGCACAGUGUAUUUAUUUUGAUAUUGCAGUGGAGCAUAUUUUGGCAUCCAAAGAUGUUAUAGUGGGCAUUUAAAAGACUUUCUUCUUUGAUAUGGGAGUUCUCUCUUGUAAGACAUAGGAUCUUUCAUCUAUCAUAAGACAACUAAUGUGCAUUUGAAUAAGAUGCUUUAGUGUUACAGUUGACUUUUAAAACUGCUUCAGUGUUUUAGAGAUAUCAGUUUAUAAGCAAUAUGCAAUUUUUGUGCAUUCUGUACUUGCAUUCUUACAGAUGACAUUCACUGAAAAAAUGACCAAAUAAGCAAAUCUAGUUUAUAACAUGUCUAUACCAUAUCUGAACUCAGAGACCGAACGGAUUUGCAAUGACUCUUUCAUUCACAGUUACAGUAAACCACAACUAUAAUGUAGACUAUAAAGUAAAGUAUGUGAAUGGUCCCUCAUGAUGUCUUAUGUAUUCAGUCUCACAGAUUUUGUAUAUUAUAGAGCAUUUAGCAUUAUGUAUUAUGUGUUUGUUUUUUGUUUCUUUUAUAUACUUAGCUGAAUACAUACACUAAAAGAGUAUAGACAACUUAAAUAAACAUCUUAAAGAUUCUGAAAUAAACAUUCUUAUGUGCUGUGA